Anas platyrhynchos (mallard) is the source of this 6474-nucleotide messenger RNA. Lineage: Eukaryota; Metazoa; Chordata; Aves; Anseriformes; Anatidae. The record is from RefSeq and is a predicted model, not a curated record.
CGUAAACCUGAAAGCUGCCUUUGGAAAACAUCAUCGGGUCCCAGACAGGGUCCUGUUGCGAGGGGAUUGUUGGGGUUUUUGUGUGGUGCUGCCCUGGCAGGUAACAGGAUCGGCUCGGCUGAGUUCUCCUGACGUGCUAGUGCUGUGGAAGUUGCACAGAAGUGUAAUUAAAGUCCUCUGCCUGCUAUGAUUUCAGUGUAAACGCCUGGUGCUCUUCAAACGCACUAUUUAAAUUAAUCCAAAUUACCCUUCAGAGUAGACAAGACCUAAAACUGUAAUCUUACAUAGCUUAGAUUCCUUCUUAAAUGAGAGUGGGGGGAAUACAGCCAAAAGAAGGCCAGUUAUGAUGGAAUCUUGUUGGCACGCGGCUGUGCCAAUUUAAAUUAAUACCUUGGAUGGUGACAGUAACAAAUCCCUUCUCUUGUUCGGAGUUGGUUUAAACUUGUCCUUUCCACCAGCACCACAAGCAGCUGAUCUGUCCUAAAUUAACGUGGUUUUGAGCAGUGUCUGUUGGGCUUUCGCAGGGCUCGCUCUGCUCUCAGGUGAUGCCUCGGAGGGUGCUUUUGUAAGGGAAUUUUCCCUUCUGGAACACCAGGAAGCAGCUGGAUGGCCCUAAAAAGCCCUAAAAAAGAAGGGAAGGGUCAGUCCUGCUGGGGCACGGGGCAGAGAGGCUGCCACCAACAAGGGGGCUGUGAUUGCUUCCUUGUUUCCGUGCCGCCAGAUCGGUGAUCUGUGCUCAGGCAGCCUUCUCCUUCAUUCAGUCCCUGGCUAAUUUGAUUUCCAGUUUAAUUUGAUGACAGUUCGGGGAGCCAAAUCGCUUGUAUUUAAACAAAUGGCUUCUAUUUUGAUCAAAUUUCAUUGUGUUUGGCGUGUGUUGGGGUAUCACGUGUGUUAAAAACCGCUGACACCGCAGCUCCUGUAGGUCUGUCAGCCGCUGCUGAGCGUUCAGUUAGGAGCCGUGCAAAAAUGGGGUCUUGCAGGGGAUGUGCAGGGCAGCGGGGCUUCGGGCACUGAUAAUAUAUUUUUUUGAGGCUGGGCAUGAAGCAAGGUGGCAGAUAUCCCCGUGGUCACCUCGACGUGUUCAGUAUUUGGUAUUUUUUGGGGCUGCAGGGAGCGCGAGGACGGGGGGUGAUGUCGGCACCUCGCUGCUGCCGUGGGUGGUGGUGGGAGCACAGCGAGCUCAGGGAAGGGGAGCCCCACGUCACGCUCCCUCCGAUUCCGUUUUUAUUUGUUUGGGAUGUCCCACGUACGUGUGCUGUGUGGGUUUGUGUGUGGAUUUGAGCGAGCUCUCUGCCAGCGGGACGGGAGCCCGUGCAAAGCCGAUGGAUGCGCUGCCAUGGCAGCGUUAGGCUUUGUGUCGAGAGGGGAAGAAAGAAGUCCUUUCAGAGGUCUAUUUUUGGCGUUUAAUUAGUGGCUCUUGCUGACUUGUCGGUGCCGUGGUGAGAACUGUUUCCAGUUCUCUGUGCGCGGGGUCGUGUCCGUCCCCUGGCGGUCCCACCUGCGGCUGGGGGCCCCCGGGCGCCCCCCGAAGCCUGCCCCCAAAGCAAAGGGCGCAUUCCUGGCGUGCCUCUCAGGUGAGGCAGCGCCGUGGGGAUAGGACAGCCGGGAUACACGGCUCCUGGAGGGUCUCAGAGGGCUUUUUCUGGGCUUUCACAUCCUUAACUUCUCUCUGCCCCGGAGGAGUUUGGUGUCUGUAAGGGCGUGAUUCACCGAUGGGUUUGGGAUGGGUGUAAAAGGCUGCGCGUUCCCUCCUGUCCUGAUCUGUCGUGGUCGGGGGGUGACCACACAAAACCUCGCAGGGUGACUAAUUAUUGAUGUUUCUGCUCCUCGCAGCUAGGGACUUGUCUUGGUGAUGCUGUAGCCAUGGAGGAGGUCAUCAAUCUGAAGGUGCUGCUCGUCCUGGUGCCCGUGGUGUCGGCUGGGUUCUGGCUAUCAGCUGUGCCGAGAUAGGGAGGAAUUGCUCAGACAGCUAGCAAGCAAGAGGAAUGGAAGAGAACACCGGCUGCUCUGUCUUGCAGAAGAUGUGAGAUUUUUUUAAUUAAAAUUUGGCUUUAAAGCUCUCGCUUUAGGCACUGCCUACUAUUCGACCUGAGGCAAGCAAACUCCUUGCUGUGAGGUUUAACCGAUGCAAGCAUUCGGUUGCAACUAAAACUGGUGGAGUUCUGGCUUCAGCGACUUUUCCAACUGUUUGGCUAACAUGGUGGUGGAAGGCACUGGUUAUCUAGCCAUUUUUUCCUCUGCCAUUGAAGUGGGAUUUGCAUGAAAGCUCUUGCCUGCCCCGCGGGAAGCCGGUCUCCAUGGAGCAUGUUAACCUGGCAUCUUGUGGACCACGUUGGGGCAGUGGGUGAAACCUCCCCGACUUGUGAGGAAGUGCAGCUGCGUGACCACAGCUGCUAUUUCUAGAUUACUCCUCUGCAGUCAGGUGAUGCCAUCCUCGAAACGUGAGAAUCGAUGUACUCGUCAGCAGCGUGGUGUGCUCGGCCUGGCAGAUCUACCAGCCUGUCCGCUGGAGGCUGGGUUUGGACUCGCACAACAGCUCCGAGCCAAGUGCAUGUGCAUAAAAACACGUCAGGCUUAUAAUCCUGGUGGCAGGAAUUGCUGCUGCGGCCUCUAAUUGUUAGCCUGGAAGGAUGCUCAUUCUCCAGGUGCUGCUAAACUCAGGACUCCUGGCUUGUUCCGGGCACUGAGGCUGGAGAUGAGGACUGCAUUCCUUCCCCUGCCCUCACCUGCAAACAGGAAAAUCUCCCUCCUGCGCGGUGAGCGGCGGCAGCGAGGGGCGAGGAGGCGCUGCAGGUGAUGUGGUUUCAGCGCCGGCUGAAAUGGCUCUCGGUGAAAGCUGCGUUUCCUCUGCUGGGAAACAAAUUUACGGGGUGUCGUGGCCUCAAACCCGGCCCCGAAACCCUCUGCACGGCCUCCUUUUGCGUGGGCCUCUGGUUAAGCAGCUCCUUUCCUCCUGGCCACCCUCUUUGACCGUGAGACUUCCCAGUGGUGUGCGCUCUGCUUUGCUUUUCCUUCCUCUUGGUGAGGCCGAGCCUCCAGCUGUGCUCGGCCCCGCUCGACAUCUGGGCUCCCCACCACGGCACCGCCAUGUCCCGGACUGGGCGGACUGGUGGGGACUGGAAUGCUUUGGGAAAUGGGAGUUUCCCGCUUGGAAAUGUCACGGGAAGCACCGAGGAAAUCACGCGGUUCGGGAGCGCUUACCUCACCGCGCUCUCAUCCGAACCAGCCCGAACAAUGCGGUGCCAGCUGCCUUAUAAAUAAACUGCUUUCCGUUUCCACACCGGGGCUGGGGCUGGCUCGUAGCGCCGCGCCGGGGGAAGGAAGAGCGUCACGGCGUGUCGGCUCCCGACCUCCCAGAUGGACUGCCCGGCUUCCUCGUGCUGGGCUGCUGCUGUCAUGAAUAACUUCCACGUGCUCCUUCCGAGCCCAAAAUGGGCAGUUCUGUAGGCAGCCAGAGCUGCUGUAGGGUUUUUUUUGUGCCCUCCCUAUUCUGUUGAAGCUGCUGAGGAUUGCUAGCAAAGGAAUUGUGACAGGAGUCUGUCCGGAUUAGUGCUGUUACCACCUUUUUUUUCUCAUUUCAACCCUGGUAAAAUGUUGCCAUGGGCUUGUACACGUGCGUCAGGCGGGUGCAUUUUUGUCGAGGCCGGAGCCCCGGCCUUCCUGGGCAGGAGGAGGACGCCCAGUAUCGCCGGCUGGGCGCAGCCCGCUCUGCGGGGAGGGGAUGGCUCAGGAGUCCUUUCUCAUGUCCCCACGGCUGAAUCACGGAGCACAAACGUCUGAGUCACCGCGGAUGAAUGCGGCGUUUCACGUCGGUGUGAGCCGAGAUGCCAACAACAGCGGCUUUAUUAGCGCAGCUAAUACUCAUUAUGGGGUUCAUUAGGUUCUGAAGUGAACCAGUCCAGGAGGGCUGCUUUUGCAGCGUGUGUAAGCAGGCAGUGCCACUUGAACGCCAGGUUUUUAAUGGGAUGCCGGCCUGGAUGGAGAGGAAAUGAAACUUCAGAGGCGAGCUUUGGUGUGCGACGUGCCCCGCUGCUUGCUGCGGGCGGCUGCUGCCCGUAAACCGCUCCUCUCACCUCGUGUCACCCGCUGGCUCUCCUGAAACCCCAGAACGUUUUCCUGCGACUUUCUUGGUUACUAAAUUUUCAGAAGGAAACGUCAAAGGGACUGUCAGCCGGUGACCCCUUUUGCUUUCCUGGAGAAAGCUAUUUGCUAUUUCGAGCUCUUCCUUCUCGUGGAGGCCUUCGCCUGUCCCCGAGGAGGACCGGCAGUACGCAAUGUCAGAUGGGGAUUUUGGGCAUUUGCUACUUGUCCUUGCUCAAAACGUGGAUUUUCCUUUAGCCUAGAUGUGCAGCUGGCUGGGGGCUGAGGUUUUGCCCCCUGGCUGCUGUUGGCGGAGCUGAGGCUGAGCCCCGAGCAUCGGGGCGCUGCGCUCCUCAUGCACCCCUGGCACAGGGCUUGGGACCCAGUGGCUUUGUCCCAUAUUUUUCUCCUGCUGUGAAAUAGGAGGCACUGCGGGUGGAAAAGGGUCACCUCACAGCACGGCGAGGGGCUGUCUUCAGGCUGGAGCCGAGGCAGGGACGUGCUCUGUGUUGGGUUCACUGGUGCAAAACUUGCCCUUUUUGGUUUUUGCCCCUAGAGGUGGAGGUGAGAUGGGCUGGCAGGGUUUUUCCUCCACCUUGAAGGUAAUGUCAGUGUUAAUUCGGGUCUGGAUUUCUGCUGUUCUCUGGGUUUUGUUGUUCCCCCUCUGGUGGGGUGUUUGUUCUUUCCCUCCCCAACGAGAAGAGCUGCUGCUGAUAUUCCUAAAGAGCAGUCUGAAACCCAGACCCGGCUGUGAUGUGACGUGCAGCUCUGCAGUUCUUCGCUCCUCGAGCAGCUCAGCCCUGCCUUUCGUACGCUCCUACACAUCUUAACGUGAGCACCUUUACCAGGUAGCCUUGUAGAUUCCCUUCAGGAAGGUUCAUUAGCCCUAAUCAGUGGUACAGCAAUGUGGAAGUGCUUUAUUGCAGCUUGUGAUUUCGCAGCCCGGCGAGUUGCUGUGCGGCACCGGAGCCUGAGAAGCUGUCGCUGUGCAUCCUUGGGGAGCGCAGCAUCGGUUUAAACCUCUCUCACUGAAACCCAGACUAAUGGUUCCUGUUCCACUAACGUAGAAACACAGGGUCAGGCACAGGAUUGUGCUUUAACCACCUUCCACGUGUCUUCUGUACUGUGGCAAUCUCCUGGGAAGUCAGGCAGGUACAGAGCACGUGUGCGGCGCUCUGCAGCCCUCGGGUGGGUUUUGCAGACCUCCUUCCAAGCAGGACAGCUGAUGCACGGACGUGGAUAGAGGCUGGGAAUCAUCUCUCCGAACUUUGUGGGUCCCUGCCAGAUGGCUGCAUGUUUAAAUGGCUUUAAAAUGGCUUUUCCUUUUGUUUCCAAGCAAAGAGCCUGAAAUGAGGUGGAGCAUGCCCGUAACCGGUGCGUUAAUUGCCCACGAGGAAAAUGGAAAGUGCCUCCAAGCCCGCGGACUGCGGCUGAGCAGGGACCGGUGGUGGGAGGGUGAGAAGAGCAGCGCUUCCAGCGCCAUGCGUGUGUCCUGCGCGAGGGAGGAGAGUGGCAUUUGCUCGUCCACCCCCUCGUGUCUGCUGAUCCGUGCUCCUCCACCUGCUCCUGCUGUCCGUCCGUCCAUCUGUCCAUCCUGCUGGCCGUGCCACACAGAGGCAGACCCGCUUCCCCCUCUGUUUUUGCAGCUGUGCUUCAGAGGCAAGGAGCGGAUUUUGCGAGCUGCCUGCUGGAUGCCUGGUGCAUCAGUGGAGGGACUGAGGGCAUCCACAUCUUCUAGGUGUCCUUGUGACUUUGGUGCAGUUUUAUUAGGCUUCACAACGCCCCCUGCCCUCUCCGGUGUGGCUGCCUCCUGCCCCUGCGCGUGGCGGUCUCAUUUCGGUUGUUCCACCGAUGCGCAUUGCUCCCAGCUGGACCAGCCCCAGUUGAUAAUCUUGGAUUUUGUUGUUUCCCAGAAUAGCAGCUUUUUUUGCGUGUGUGUUUCGCUACUGGGACUGCUGCAGCAGGGAGCUCGUCUCGAGCUCGCCCUGGCUGAUAUUCAGGCGCUGAAGCAGCGCGGCUGCCGGCCUGGCAGGAGCAGGGACCUCGAGGGCUGCAGCAAACCCUGGUGUUGGAAACCGUUUCCAGGAGAAACCUGGAUGUGUCAGAUGGGUUCGGGUUUCAGAUUAGUCACUUCUGCGAAUUCCUGCGUGUUUUUGAAAAUGUUCUGUUUCCUCUGGGCUCAGACAAAGCUGCUGAAUGCUUCAACGUCGCCCCGUCCCGCCGCGGUCUGGUCUGUAGGACACCGAAGCCCGAACACAAACUUUGGGUGAAAAAGAGCAGAAUCCGAGUGGGAGUAUUUAAAUUCUGUUGUGAUGCAAAUGCUGAGAGGGACGUUUGUAACCGUAGCCAUCGAGAUGAGAUGCGUGUAUCAAAAAUAAACUUUUAUCUCCCUUA